CAGAGCGAGCAGCUGUCAAUGCACACAGAGCGGAGCGUCACGACCAGCGGCAGGCUUUGUGGACGGAAAGAGGCUUUAAAAAUGCAGCUCAGCGACGAUUUCUGUAGUUUAUCACGUUGUCGUGUCAGGUCUCAAAGCCUUCAUAUCUAGCAUCUGAGCAGCGAGUCGGCAGAGUAAAGAGUGACUUUCCUCCAGUGUUUUUUUUCCCCUUUUAUCCUCAAAGCUGACGGCGGAGUGCUGUCUGCUCUGCACGGUCCAUCCGAAACAACUAGUCCAGACAUGAGUAACGUUAAUCUGAUUUUUUGGGACCAGUUGCAGGCUGGCAGCUCCGAUGUGGACUGGUGUGAAGGCAAUUACCUAAUUUACCCCAGCAUCGCUGAGUUUUACAACACGAUCAGCAACAUUUUGUUUUUUGUUUUGCCGCCCAUAUUAAUGUGCUUGUUCCGCCAAUAUGCAACACAUUUCAACAGUGGGAUUUACCUCAUAUGGAGUCUACUAGUUGUGGUUGGUAUUGGAUCGACGUAUUUUCACGCCACCCUCAGCUUCCUCGGCCAGAUGCUUGACGAGCUGGCCAUCUUAUGGGUGCUUAUGUGUGCCAUUGCCAUGUGGUUUCCUAAGAGAUACCUCCCCAGGAUGUUCAGGAGGGAUCGGUCAAGGUUCAAAGUGGUCAUCGGCAUCUUGUCAGGGAUCACCACUGGGCUGGCCUUUGUUAAACCUGUCGUCAACUCAUUGUCACUAAUGACUCUGGGCAUCCCCUGCACCGCACUGCUCAUUACUGAGCUCAAAAGGUGUGAAAACCCACGUGUGUUCAAGUUGGGACUGGUCUCAGGGAUCUGGUGGGCACUGGCUCUGCUCUGCUGGAUCAGUGACAGGAUAUUCUGUGAGAUGUGGUCAUCUGUCAACUUUCCAUACCUACACUGCGCUUGGCACAUCCUCAUUUGUCUGGCUUCGUACUUGGGUUGCGUUUGCUUCGCCUACUUUGACGUUGCGACCGAGGCCCCGGAGCGAGGACCCGUCAUCAUGUUCUGGCCCAACGAGAAAUGGGCCUUCAUCGGCGUGCCCUACGUCUCCUUCCUCUGCGUCCACAAGAAGUCCGCCAUCAAGGUGACUUAAGGAGACCCGAGGGUGCGGCUCAGCAGGUCGUGCUUCAGCAGCGGGAUGAGGCCACUUGUGCUCCUGUGAGCGGGCGAUGUAGGUGAUUCACAUUGUGGCCAAACAUGAGGAUUUCUCUUUUCCUCUUUCAGUCCGUAUCUGGUUUCAUUACACAGCAGCGUUCAUGCAACUCUGUCAUGAACAACAAGGUGUUAUAAGUGAGUCGAACACAACGAUGAAAGGGAGACUUUUAGCAUCAGAGCCAAGAAACCUUUACAGUGUUCCAAACAUACUCUCAGGCUUCACAUUUGAGAUCAUGUCAGUAUUAGUAUUCUUCUUUUAAAAGGAGAUUUUGUACAUUUUCUAGUAACUCAGAAAACCUCAUUAUAAAGCAUUGUAUUGCCUUUAUAAACACAAGUAUAGCAUCUCAUAGGUGCAGUCUGGCCAUUAUGAAAGCAUAUUUAAAACCAAUAAAGCACUGGAUUCAUUAACUGUGAUAAUGCAUAAUGCAUUAAAGCUUCAUAUUGUUCAGCCAAUCGAACUAUGCUCAAUGAAUCAACAAGCUGGUUCAUAAGAUGUUACAGACACACAAAGCCUUAUGUGUUUUAAAUGCAUAAUGGGUUCAGGCUGUUUAACCUGCCCUCUUUGUGGACAGGCAAGUUUUAUUUAAAAUGCCAGAAAUGCAGCAAGCUUCUUUUUUUUUGUUAUCAGCAUACUAACUUUGUUUUCCAGCAUGUCGUUGUGAUUGUUCAAAAAAGUAUAUGAUAAAUGUGUUUAAUAUACUCCUGUAUGUAUAUUUUGAUAACUAACAAUUUAAUAUGCAGUUAUUUUAAAAAGGAAAGCAAAUCAUUCAUAUAUUAGUGAAUGAACAGGUACCCUUUGAUAUUGGCCAAAACCUAAAGUACAAAAAAAAACACAGAAUGUGAAAUCGAAAUAUGAUUGAAAAUUCAAAGAAAUAAUUAUGCAUUUUGCACAAAAUGAAGAAUGGUUCUCAAAGCCUUUGACUCAAUGCAAUGAUUAUUACAAUUAUGUACUAACACUUUGUUUGCUAAUGUACAGCUUUUAAUGCUAAGUAUUUCACUGCAGAUUUUUUUUUCAUCCAGAUGUCUCAACUUAAACUUCUCUUCAGGGUUAUUUAUUCCACACUCAGUAUUUUAGACUUCAUGCUAGAUAUUAUUGAAACUGUGCAAAAAGCCUUAAUCAAACGAAAACAAAAGCUAAAGAAGGUGCUUUGUGUGAUAUACCUGAAACUGUUCGCUCUAAAAGGGGAAAUGCAGUGUGAUGAUUGUGCUAAGUAGCUGAGGUUUAAGCAGGUAGAGUUGUGUGACGGAUUAGGUUUUAUUAGUUCUGACCUAUUUAAUGGAAUUUAUCAGUGUUUAUUCAAAAGAAAUGAAUAGGAACCCUGUAUGUAGAAUACAAAAGGGAAGUAUGUUGGAUGUUGCAAAGCUAAACACUAACUCGAAAAGACAAGGAUCACCAAAGCUUUUUUUUUCCCCGCCACAAACCAUUGUUUUAAUGUUGUUUUUGAAAAACUGCCUCAGGCUGCAUUAACUAGUAUUAUUUUACUCCCGUCCUCCUGCAGAGGCUUCUGGGAACUCAAACUGGCUAAAA
This is a messenger RNA of Centropristis striata (black sea bass), 2703 nucleotides long. It is a transcript of the gene acer2, whose product is annotated as alkaline ceramidase 2. Lineage: Eukaryota; Metazoa; Chordata; Actinopteri; Perciformes; Serranidae. The transcript has 6 exons. Gene Ontology annotation, biological process: ceramide metabolic process. The record is from RefSeq and is a predicted model, not a curated record. Gene Ontology annotation, molecular function: hydrolase activity, acting on carbon-nitrogen (but not peptide) bonds, in linear amides. The coding region runs from base 280 to 1113 and encodes 277 amino acids. Gene Ontology annotation, cellular component: membrane.